AUGAAACGAAUACGUUUGCAUAAAGAUUUAAAAUAUUUAAUUUAUUAUCGUUUUAAUACAGGACUUGGUUGUGAUUUUUGGGCACCAAAUCGUUUAACCCAUCUUUAUUUAAAAUCUGAACAAGAACGACAAUAUAAUUAUCUUAAAGAUGGUCCAUAUAUAACAUUUUCACUAUUAACAUAUAAACAUGAUACAAAAUUACUUAUAUUCGGAUUAGAACAUUUAAAAGAAACAUCUAGUGUUAAAUCAAAAUUAAAUCAAUUACAAUGA
Rotaria sordida is the source of this 270-nucleotide messenger RNA. The record is from the annotation of a GenBank genome assembly. NCBI's taxonomy places the organism in Eukaryota, Metazoa, Rotifera, Eurotatoria, Philodinida, Philodinidae.